CGUUGUUAGGAAGAGGCUUCCAGGAUUUUCACCAGGCACGUUUGACCAAGGCUAGGUUUGCUAUUGUCAUUUCCAAUACUCGAAUGUUGCUGGUUGUUACCAUUGCUGCUGCCCCAGUGGUUCUGGGAGCUGUGGGAUUUACGAGUGCUGGAAUAGCAAGUGGCUCCAUUGCAGCAAGUAUGAUGUCCUCAGCAGCUAUUGCCAAAGGAGGAGGAGUAGCUGCUGGAAGUCUGGUUGCAAUCCUUCAAUCUGCCGGGGCCACUGGAAUCCCAGUUGUUGCCAAGCUUGGCCUGGGAACUGUGGGUGCUUUCAUCGCUGCACUUUUUUUGAAAUGUUGGAAAGUAAAAAUCCCUGAAGACAACUGAAAAUAAAUAAAGCUUUUAUUUUCAUUCUGAACCAGUGAAGGGAAAAUGCAACUGAAAAAUGAAGCUGAAAUUCAAUAAAAGCUCUGCAUAAUCUAA
This is a messenger RNA of Rhincodon typus (whale shark), 461 nucleotides long. Its product is annotated as interferon alpha-inducible protein 27, mitochondrial-like. Gene Ontology annotation, biological process: apoptotic signaling pathway. NCBI's taxonomy places the organism in Eukaryota, Metazoa, Chordata, Chondrichthyes, Orectolobiformes, Rhincodontidae. Bases 84 to 365 code for a protein of 93 amino acids. The record is from RefSeq and is a predicted model, not a curated record. The transcript has 3 exons. Gene Ontology annotation, cellular component: mitochondrion; membrane.